ACAAAAUGUCCAGUUUUUAGAAUCGAAACUCCAAGAAGCUGCGUUAAGCUAGCCAACCCGCUCUUUCUCGGCGCCUUAUGCGUUCUCCAUUUCUUUCUUAAGAGCCUCUUCUCAAGACCAAGAGUGGUACAAAAAUGGCAGGGAGUGGAGUGUUUGCAGAGAUCAUAGAGGGUGAUGUUUACAAGUACUACUCUGAUGGUGAGUGGAAGAAGUCAACUUCCGGAAAAUCUGUGCCAAUCAUCAACCCCACCACCCGCAAGACCCAGUUCAAAGUCCAAGCUUGCACUCAAGAGGAGGUGAACAAAGUCAUAGACGUUGCAAAAUCAGCACAAAAAUCAUGGGUAAAGACCCCGCUAUGGAAAAGGGCAGAAUUACUUCACAAAGCAGCGGCAAUUUUAAAAGAGCACAAAGUGCCUAUAGCAGAGUGUCUCAUCAAAGAGAUUGCUAAACCGGCUAAGGAUGCAGUCACUGAAGUUGUUAGGUCUGGGGAUUUGGUGUCAUACUGUGCUGAAGAAGGGGUGAGGAUUCUGGGAGAAGGGAAGUUCCUGGUUUCCGAUAGUUUUCCUGGCAAUGAGAGGACCAAAUAUUGCCUCACUUCAAAGGUUCCACUUGGGGUGGUUUUAGCCAUCCCACCCUUCAACUAUCCUGUCAAUCUGGCCGUUUCCAAAAUUGCUCCUGCUCUUAUUGCCGGAAACUCUCUUGUACUGAAGCCCCCAACCCAGGGUGCUGUAGCCGCACUCCACAUGGUGCAUUGCUUUCAUUUGGCUGGCUUUCCCAAAGGCCUUAUUAGCUGUGUUACGGGGAAAGGUUCUGAAAUUGGUGACUUCCUUACAAUGCAUCCUAGGAUCAACUGUAUAAGCUUCACAGGUGGAGACACUGGAAUAGCAAUUUCAAAGAAAGCAGGCAUGAUUCCUCUUCAGAUGGAACUAGGUGGUAAAGAUGCAUGCAUCAUUCUUGAAGAUGCGGAUUUGGAUUUGGCAGCAACAAAUAUCAUAAAGGGAGGCUUCUCUUACAGUGGUCAAAGAUGCACGGCUGUAAAGGUUGUCCUGGUCAUGGAAUCUGUUGCUGACAUUCUUGUCGAGAAAGUUAAAUCUAAAGUGGCAAAAUUAACCGUUGGGCCACCUGAGGAUGACUGUGAUAUUACUCCGGUCGUUACGGAGUCCUCUGCUAACUUUAUCGAAGGCUUGGUAAUGGAUGCAAAGCAAAAAGGAGCAACAUUCUGCCAGGAGUACAAAAGAGAGGGAAACCUCAUAUGGCCGUUGUUGUUAGAUAAUGUUCGACCUGAUAUGAGGAUUGCAUGGGAGGAGCCAUUUGGUCCAGUUUUGCCUGUCAUACGUAUAAACUCUGUUGAAGAAGGAAUCCAUCACUGCAAUGCUAGCAAUUUGGGUCUUCAGGGUUGUGUUUUUACAAGAGACAUAAACAAAGCAAUUUUGAUCAGCGAUGCAAUGGAGACAGGAACUGUUCAGAUCAAUUCGGCACCAGCUCGUGGACCAGAUCAUUUUCCUUUUCAGGGUCUGAAGGACAGUGGAAUUGGUUCGCAAGGAAUCACCAACAGUAUAAAUAUGAUGACAAAGGUCAAGACCACCGUAAUCAACUUGCCCUCGCCUUCUUAUGCUAUGGGUUAAUUUGCCCUGUUAGGAUACAAAUAAUAAUAAAUUACUUGUAAAUAUGAGAAGCAACUUUUAUGCUUUAGGUUUUUGGAGAAAAACAGUGGACCUAACUUGGCUUGUAAAAGAGACUAUUUUAUUGUGGACUGGUGGGUCUCUUCUCUUC
This is a messenger RNA of Carya illinoinensis, 1773 nucleotides long. RefSeq names its product NADP-dependent glyceraldehyde-3-phosphate dehydrogenase. The record is from RefSeq and is a predicted model, not a curated record. The transcript is spliced from 9 exons. Gene Ontology annotation, molecular function: lactaldehyde dehydrogenase (NAD+) activity. NCBI's taxonomy places the organism in Eukaryota, Viridiplantae, Streptophyta, Magnoliopsida, Fagales, Juglandaceae. The coding region runs from base 135 to 1625 and encodes 496 amino acids.